AUGGCAUGUGUCUUGUUGCUAAAAGCUGUGAAGCACACACAAGUCCUUGCACCAGUCCGUGGGAAAAGCGUCAUGGAGGUCUGCAUAUUCUUCCUUUAUGCUAUGAUACUUCUCCCAGGUAUUGCUGCCAGCGUGCAUCAGGUGAAGUCAUUUCUCAAUCACACUGCAUACCUAUCCUGCUAUUUUCCAAACUCUCAAAAAACUGACAUAAAGGACUUAAGAGUUUUUUGGCAAAAAGGCGCUGUUGAAGUGGUGCACGAAGUAUACUACGGCCAAGAAAAACAUGAUAACCUUAGUCCUAAAUAUAUAAAUCGCACCAAGAUGGAUAUGGACAAAUGGACCUUGCAAUUGUUAAAUGCAGGAAUUGUGGAUGAGGGACAGUAUAUGUGUAUUAUACAGCACAGAGAUAAAGGAUUGCCAAAGGUCAUACACACAUCUGAGUGCUUACUGCACAUCAUUGCCAACUAUAGUCAACCUGAGAUAGUCUGGCUGCAGACUGGGGAACUAAAGCCCAACGAAUACUUGAAUCUUUCCUGUUCUUCCAGCGGAGGUUAUCCAGAGCCCAAGCAGAUGACUUGGCAAAUUUCAGACAAAACCGGAACAUACGGGCUUCUGCGCCACAUGGAUGUCUCACAGGAUGCUGUUACAAAGCUGUACAAUGUUUCUAGCAAGCUGAACAUCACAGUUCCUACAAACACCCUCACUAAUAUUAGCUGCUUACUUCACCUUGGAGAACAGCUGGGGAGCCUUGUCUCAGUGCCACUAGGCAUAGAGAUACAGCGGGAAGAAAUGGAGCAAGUGAAGAUAAAUUUCUUUGGCCCACUUAUAGCUGUGAUUAUACUGAUAACACUUCUUCUGGGUUUUGUGAUAUUGAAGAACAGAAAUAUCUCAUCUACCAACCACAAUUUGGCUCCUAAAAUCAUUGAACUGUAUAAACCUUUCUUGUUCAUCACCAUUUAUAAGAAAGGUGGAGCAGGGGGAGGGAUGAGAUGA
Gymnogyps californianus (California condor) is the source of this 993-nucleotide messenger RNA. It is a transcript of the gene CD86, whose product is annotated as CD86 molecule. Lineage: Eukaryota; Metazoa; Chordata; Aves; Accipitriformes; Cathartidae. The transcript is spliced from 6 exons. The record is from RefSeq and is a predicted model, not a curated record. Bases 1 to 993 code for a protein of 330 amino acids. Gene Ontology annotation, cellular component: external side of plasma membrane. Gene Ontology annotation, biological process: negative regulation of T cell proliferation; cellular response to lipopolysaccharide; T cell costimulation.